Teleopsis dalmanni is the source of this 1555-nucleotide messenger RNA. Its product is annotated as tubulin beta-2 chain-like. The coding region runs from base 71 to 1399 and encodes 442 amino acids. Gene Ontology annotation, biological process: microtubule cytoskeleton organization; mitotic cell cycle. Gene Ontology annotation, molecular function: GTP binding; structural constituent of cytoskeleton; GTPase activity. NCBI's taxonomy places the organism in Eukaryota, Metazoa, Arthropoda, Insecta, Diptera, Diopsidae. The record is from RefSeq and is a predicted model, not a curated record. The transcript has 2 exons. Gene Ontology annotation, cellular component: microtubule; cytoplasm.
UGCAAAAAAUUUAAAUAAUAAAAUUCUAAAAAAAAUUUAAAAAAAAUCCCAAAAAUAAAAAAAUUUUAAAAUGCGUGAAAUCGUACAUCUACAAUGCGGUCAAUGUGGUAACCAAAUUGGAGCAAAAUUUUGGGAAGUUAUUUCCGAUGAACAUUGCAUUGAUUGCAAAGGCUGCUACUAUGGUGAUAGUGAUCUACAAUUGGAGCGAAUCAAUGUCUACUACAAUGAAGCCAAUGGAGCUAAAUAUGUGCCUCGAGCCGUACUUGUUGAUCUUGAGCCCGGUACAAUGGAUUCUAUACGUUCCGGUUGCUUUGGUCAAAUUUUUCGGCCUGAUAAUUUCAUAUUUGGGCAAAGUGGAGCUGGUAACAAUUGGGCUAAGGGACAUUACACUGAAGGUGCUGAACUAUUGGAAUCAGUGUUGGAUAUAGUAAGACGAGAAGCAGAAGGCUGCGAUUGUUUACAAGGCUUCCAAUAUGUACAUUCACUUGGCGGUGGCACCGGUUCUGGACUGGGUACUUUGCUGAUAGCCCGAUUAAAGGAAGAAUUCACUGACCGUAUCCAAUUAACAUUUUCAAUAUUUCCAUCCCCAAAAGUCUCUGAUACUGUUGUUGAGCCUUACAACUGCACAUUAGCAUUAAGUGAACUCAUUGAAUUUACCGACGAAACCGUUUGCAUCGAUAAUGAAGCAUUGUAUGAUAUUUGCUACAGAACUUUAAAACUAACUACUCCCACCUAUGGCGAUUUAAAUCAUCUUGUAUCUGCUACCAUGUCUGGUAUUACAACUUGCUUACGUUUCCCCGGUCAAUUGAAUGCCGAUUUACGGAAACUUGCUGUGAAUAUGGUUCCAUUUCCACGCUUACACUUUUUUGUACCCGGUUUUGUGCCACUAACGUCUCGUGGUUCAAUGUGCUAUCGGGCACUGACAGUACCAGAACUAACAUUACAGAUGUUUGAUGCUAAGAACAUGAUGACUGCAUGCGAUCCACGUCAUGGGCGUUACUUAACAGUAGCAGCCAUCUUUCGAGGUCGUAUGUCAAUGAAAGAAGUUGAUGAGCAGAUGUUGAAUAUACAAAACAAAAACAGUCCAUACUUUGCCGAUUGGAUACCGCAUAAUGUUAAAACAGCUGUCUGUGACAUACCACCACGAGGGCUUAAAAUGUCAGCUACCUUCUUAGGGAACACCACAGCUAUACAGGAAAUAUUCCGACGAGUGUCGGAACAAUUCACUUCAAUGUUUAGACGUAAGGCAUUUUUGCAUUGGUACACAGCGGAGGGUAUGGAUGAAAUGGAGUUCACAGAAGCCGAAAAAAACGUAAGUGAUGUUAUGAAUGAAUAUCAACAAUAUCAAGAGGCUACAGCUGAUGAAGAAGGCGAGUUUGAAGAUGAUGACAAUGAAUAAAGUACACAUGCAGAUUGUUCACUGAGGACAUAGAUAUAUUUGAUAGAUCGAUUAUUUACAUUAGACGAAACCAAAAAUAUAUUUCGCUAGUAAAAAAUUAUUAAAAUUUUUACAAAGUACAACAAAAUGUACUAUAAAAUCAAUAUGUAAAAAAAG